Messenger RNA from Insectozyma verbasci, 1512 nucleotides. The record is from the annotation of a GenBank genome assembly. NCBI's taxonomy places the organism in Eukaryota, Fungi, Ascomycota, Pichiomycetes, Serinales, Debaryomycetaceae.
AUGCCUGGACCAGAUUAUCUUCUUUAUGAAAAAGCAACAGGAUAUGGUAUAUUUAAAGUAUUAAUCCAACAAGAUGAAAUUGCUUCAAGACAAAAAGAAGUACAAGAAGCUUCACAAGAUUUAGGAAAAUUUUCAAAAAUGAUUGAAUUAAUUUCAUUUGCUCCAUUUCAAGGUGCUGCUCAAGCUUUAGAAAAUGCUAAUGAUAUAAGUGAAGGUAUAGUUUCAGAUUACCUCAAAAGUAUAUUGGAAUUAAAUUUACCAAAAUCUUCAUCAAAAAAUAAGAUUACUCUUGGUGUAAGUGAUAAAAGUUUAGGACCAUCAAUUAAAGAAUUUUUACCAAAUGUUGAUGUUUUAUCAAAUGAAAUUGCUCAAGAUUUUUUAAGAGGUAUUAGAGUUCAUGGAGAUAAAUUAUUUAAAGGUUUACAACAAGGUGAUAUUGAAAGAGCUCAAUUAGGUUUAGGGCAUGCUUUUUCAAGAGCUAAAGUUAAAUUUUCAGUUCAAAAAAAUGAUAAUCAUAUAAUUCAAGCUAUUGCAUUAUUAGAUCAAUUAGAUAAAGAUAUUAAUACAUUUUCAAUGAGAGUUAAAGAAUGGUAUGGAUGGCAUUUCCCGGAAUUGGCUAAAAUUGUUUCCGAUAAUUAUAAGUUUGCAAGAUUAAUUUUAGCUAUAAAUGAUAAAUCCACUUUAACUGAUGAUUCAUUACAUGAUCUCGCAAGUAUAUUAGAUGAAGAUUCUGGUUUAGCACAAAGAGUUAUUGAUAAUGCAAAAAUUUCAAUGGGUCAAGAUAUUUCAGAACAAGAUAUGAAUAAUGUUUUAAAUUUUGCUAAGAGAGUUGUUAACUUAACUGAAUAUAGACAACAAUUGUAUAAAUAUUUAACUGAUAAAAUGAAUACUGUUGCUCCUAAUUUAAGUACAUUAAUUGGUGAAGUUGUUGGUGCAAGAUUAAUAUCUCAUGCUGGUUCAUUAACUAAUUUAUCAAAACAAGCAGCUUCAACUGUUCAAAUAUUAGGUGCUGAAAAGGCUUUAUUUAGGGCUUUAAAAACUAAAGGUAAUACUCCAAAAUAUGGUUUAAUUUAUCAUUCAUCAUUUAUUGGUAAAGCUUCAUCAAAAAAUAAAGGUAGAAUUUCAAGAUAUUUAGCAAAUAAAUGUUCUAUUGCUUCAAGAAUUGAUAAUUAUUCAGAUGAACCAACAACUGCCUUUGGUGAAGUUUUGAAAAAACAAGUUGAAGAAAGAUUGAAAUUCUAUGAUACUGGUUCUGCACCAAUGAAAAAUAGUGAUGCUAUAAAAGAAGCUUUAGCUUUGACUGGUAUAGAUUUAGAUGAAGAUGUAGAAGUAGAAGAAGUUGUAGAAAAGAAGGAAAAGAAAGAAAAGAAGGAAAAGAAGGAUAAGAAGGAAAAGAAGGAUAAGAAGGAAAAGAAAGAUAAAAAGGAAAAGAAAGAUAAGAAAGAUAAAAAGAGAAAAUCUGAUGAUUCAGAAGAUACACCAAAAAAGAAGAAGAAAAAGUCAAAGGAUUGA